CGUGUCAGCACCUGCUAGAGGGAGUGCUAAAGUCGCCCGGGUAGCGUUGCUAGUUGGCAGAGGAGGCUUUGGCGGCGACAUGGACAACGCUGGGAAAGAGCGAGAAGCGGUCCAGCUUAUGGCGGAGGCCGAGAAGCGUGUGAAGGCUUCCCACUCCUUCCUCCGAGGGUUGUUCGGAGGAAACACGAGAAUAGAAGAGGCCUGUGAAAUGUAUACCAGAGCUGCAAAUAUGUUCAAGAUGGCCAAGAACUGGAGUGCUGCAGGAAAUGCAUUUUGUCAAGCCGCCAAACUCCACAUGCAGCUUCAGAGCAAACACGACUCGGCUACCAGCUUUGUGGAUGCUGGGAAUGCUUACAAGAAGGCGGACCCUCAAGAGGCUAUCAACUGCUUAAACGCAGCCAUCGACAUUUACACAGACAUGGGAAGGUUUACAAUCGCAGCCAAGCAUCACAUCACCAUUGCUGAGAUCUAUGAGACUGAGCUUGUGGACAUUGAGAAGGCUAUUGCACAUUAUGAACAAUCUGCUGAUUAUUACAAAGGAGAGGAAUCUAACAGCUCUGCUAACAAGUGUCUGCUGAAGGUGGCAAGCCUACGCUGCACAGCUGGAGCAGUACCAGAAAGCCAUCGAGAUCUACGAGCAGGUGAGGACACUGUUGUCACCUUGGCAAAAGUUGGGUGGCUGCCUCUGCUCCGGGAGAAUGCAGAACUGAAAAGCAGGAUCUGUAUACUCUCCCACCUCGGGGCUGUGAGUGACAGUUACCACUGUCUGCUAGGGAAGUCUAAUGGUCGGGGCCUGCCUGUUGGCGCUCCUCAGGUGCAGUGGCUUCACAGCGAGGUGCCCGAGUCAGAGUCAGCCGGAAUAGCCAAAACUUAG
Molecule: messenger RNA, 874 nt
Organism: Acomys russatus (golden spiny mouse)
Lineage: Eukaryota; Metazoa; Chordata; Mammalia; Rodentia; Muridae
Product: beta-soluble NSF attachment protein-like
Exons: 9
Coding region: 80-874 (264 amino acids)
Biological process (GO): SNARE complex disassembly; regulation of synaptic vesicle priming; intracellular protein transport
Cellular component (GO): synaptobrevin 2-SNAP-25-syntaxin-1a complex; terminal bouton; vacuolar membrane
Molecular function (GO): syntaxin binding; soluble NSF attachment protein activity
Source: RefSeq, a predicted model, not a curated record